Molecule: messenger RNA, 1922 nt
Organism: Teleopsis dalmanni
Lineage: Eukaryota; Metazoa; Arthropoda; Insecta; Diptera; Diopsidae
Gene: Mnr
Product: loricrin
Source: RefSeq, a predicted model, not a curated record
AAGUUCAGUGCGAAUCGGUCAUUCGAAUUGAAAAGUUGUGAGUUGUGGUAUAAACGCUUUUUGUGUCAAGAAUUUAGGCGAAGCGUGUGUUUUUGACGUAAUUGUUAAAAAAAAUUUAUAAGGACUACAGAAUUGCAAAAAGCAACAAUCAAAAUAAUAAACUCGGUUGUUUCGGUUUGUCGAGUCCUUAAAAGACGCAGUGGCGCACACAGUUUCCUUAUGACGAAUGUUGCAGAUUUCCAUUUAAAAACUAUUCAUUGCUUUUAAUGCAAAUCGCAGCGCGACGACAUUUUUGGAGCACGGCACAGAUUGAACCCCAACGGAGGCCGGAGUAGGUCAGAUUACUUUUAAAAACAACAAAAAGACAUAUAUAAAUUUUUGAAUGCCAAAUUGGAAUAUUUGAGAAAGAAAAGUGUUAUAAAAAAAUUGCACUAAGGAAACAAACUUGUAUGAAAUAACGCCUUAAAAACAUCACUACAAUUUGCGUAUAAUCUAUACUAUAUCAAUAAUAUUCACGGAACCUGUAAAGUAAAUUAGGCAAAAAUGUUGCCAAAAAUGGGUGGCGUAGGCCUAACUACUUGCGCAGUUCUUCUGUUCUGCAUAUUGAACACCGCCAAUUCCUAUUCAAAAUAUGGACGUGGCUGUCAAGAUAUUGGCUGUUUGCCCAAUGAGGAGUGUGUUAUCACCAGCGACUCUUGUAGCUAUACUCAACGUGAAGGCAAGGAAUGCGGCAAUUAUCCAACUUGCAAGAAGAAGAGCAGUGACACUUCCUCUGCGCCUGUAAAUCCGUCAGCAAGCCAUAGCAGUACACACAAUUCAUAUAAUCCUCCAGCACCUAGUGCGCCUGAUACUGAUCACAGCGGCAACUCACACAGUGGUGGUGGAAAUAGUAAUGGUGGAUAUGGUGGUGGCUUUUCGGCUGGCGGACAUAGUAUGUAUCCUACACUUCCAAAUGCCAAUAAUGGUCCUGCUAAUGGUGGGUACAACCCAUAUGCUGGCGGUUACAAUCCUGGUGCAUAUAAUCCAGCAGCUGGUGGUUAUAAUCCAGCUAAUGGCGGUUACAAUCCAGCUAAUGGUGGUUAUAAUCCAUCUAGUGGUGGUUACAAUCCUGCUGGUGGUCAAUACAAUCCUGGUGGCUACACACCACCUGGCUAUUCACCUCCUGUACCUGGUUAUACACCACCAGCACCUGGCUAUGGUGGUAAUGGCGGCAAUGGCGGUAGCGGCGGUUAUUCACCACAAAAUCCAUCACAAAAACCAAAAGACAAGGAAGGCGGUUUCUUCUCAAACUUCUUAUCAAAUCCAGCAGUCAAUCAAGCAAUAUCUGGUAUUUUAGCUGGACAAAUUUCGAAAACUUUACAAGGAGGUGGUGGUGGCGGUGGAGGUAGUGGCAGUAACUCAAACGGUGGUUAUCAACCAAGUGGUGGUUAUCCAUCUAGCAGUGGUGGAGGCUCUUCAUCUGGCAGCAGUAUAUUAGGUGGUUUACUUGGAAGUGUGCUUUCUGGCGGUGGUGGUCAAAGUGGUUCCAGUGGCAGUAGUGCAAGCAGUUUCCUUGGCAGUCUAUUGGGCGGCGCUGGUGGUGGUGGCGGCGGUGGUUCAGGUGGUCAAGGCAGUGCUAUUAGUGAAAUAUUUGGUUCUAAGAAUUUUGGUGGCUUAUUUAGUGAAAAACCAUCUUCAUCUGGCAGUAGCAGCAGCAGUAAUUCUGCUCCCAACUACAACAAUGGUCCAAAAAGCUAUCCAACACAACCACCAUAUAAUGGCAACUACUACGGCUGAAAAUCUUGACAAUUAAUUUUGAAAAAUUAAGAUACCUUCAGUUUAUUGAUUCUAUAUCAAUUCUAUAUCAAUUUGCACUUGAAAUAAUAUUUUUAUGUUUUAGGUAAUAUGCACAAUUAUAAAAUUAGUUUGUAUUGCGUUAAUAU